GUGGAACACCCUGUACAUGGAGGUACGAGUACUAUAGACAUCCGAUUCGCUGCAGGAAACAAGAAACUCAUUUAUUUUUACUCGGGUUUACUUUGUGUCACGAUUUCGCUGACGUACCGCUAAGCACGAUCGUACCGUGGUUCCUAAAAUGAUUUUAUUGUUGUUCUUCGUAAAAUGAAAGUACUACUUUAAAAAACCUACCGAUCGACGUCGAGUUCUUUUAUUAUCGCAUAAGUUAAAAAUAAUCCAUUGUGUUCUACAUGAUGAAUUGUGUAUAGAUUUUCCGGUUUAGUUGUAUCAAAGGUCAACUACGAUGGGUAUUAAUUAUUUAGCUCUCGCAACUGUGAUAUGCUUAAGCACACCAGCACAAUCGCAAGGAAAGUUUAACAUAGCAGAAUCUAUUAAUAAAUUUUCAGUCAAGUUAUUGUGGAAUGCGAAUAAGGUGACGGGGAGUAAUGUGAACGUAGCUCUCUCCCCUUUGACUAUAUGGACGGUGCUGACUAUAGUGUCAGAAGGAGCUUACGAUAACACCGCUGACCAAAUUGAUAAGGCUUUAGGACAGAAUCAGAAUAAAAAUGUUAUUAGGGAGGCUUACUACAGGCUGGCUCAGUUGAUGGAUAAAAGUGAGAAAUCCGAGGCGGAGUUCGAUAUGGCGACCGGCAUAUUUGCUCGCAAACAGUUUCCCGUUAAGCGUAAUUUUGCCAAUGUUGUGAAGCAAUACUACGACGCUUCAGUUACACCUGUGGAUUUCGUAAAUGGCAAUGCCGCUGCGGACCUCAUCAACAAAUAUGUAGCUAAGGCCACUAGGAAUCGAAUAACUCAACUUGUUACCGCCGGAGAUGUCCAAGAUGCUUAUCUCUUCAUGUUAAGCACAACCUUCUUCAAGGGAUCCUGGCAGCAGCCUUUCAACACAUCGAAAACUCGUAGAGAAGCGUUUUUAGACGACAAAAGAAAACCAAUUGGGGAAGUUGAUUUAAUGUUCAACUCGUUCCCAUAUCCAUACUCUAAGAUUGAUAACAUAAAGGCUGAUGCCUUGGAGUUGCCUUAUGGAGCAAAUGGUGAUUACUCGAUGUUGGUGUUAGUACCAAGGGGUGCUCAGUCCUUAGCAAACAUGUUGGAGUCAUUAAACGACGAGCCAGUACUGAAUAUUUUAUCGAAAAUCAGGGCUAGUCACGAUACUUAUCCAGAAGAUAACAUUUAUACUUAUUUACCCAAGUUUAAGAUCACUUCUAAUUUUAACAUGGAUAUGAUUCUUCAAAUGAUGGGAAUCACUGACGUAUUUGACCCACAAAAAGCGAACUUGCUAGGUAUGUUUAGCCACUAUUUAUAUUUAUCCCGGGUUAUUCAAAGGGCCGAAAUUGAAGUUAACGAGGAAGGAACUGUCGCGAGUGCAGCAUCAGGUUUUAUAUUUCCAAACCGGAUUACACCGCCUACAGUAAAGGUCAAUAGACCUUUUGCUUACUUUAUAGUGCAUAGAGAGACUGGCAGUAUACUGUUUUGUGGUAAAAUUAGUGAUCCUCGUACCUUAUAAGCGUUGAUGAAGUAAAAUUUGUUUUCCUAAAUAAAAGUCGUUUUAACGUCA
Molecule: messenger RNA, 1582 nt
Organism: Anthonomus grandis grandis
Lineage: Eukaryota; Metazoa; Arthropoda; Insecta; Coleoptera; Curculionidae
Product: serine protease inhibitor 77Ba-like
Exons: 8
Coding region: 314-1531 (405 amino acids)
Molecular function (GO): serine-type endopeptidase inhibitor activity
Source: RefSeq, a predicted model, not a curated record